Gymnodraco acuticeps is the source of this 504-nucleotide messenger RNA. Its product is annotated as cocaine- and amphetamine-regulated transcript protein-like. Gene Ontology annotation, biological process: G protein-coupled receptor signaling pathway; adult feeding behavior; negative regulation of appetite. NCBI's taxonomy places the organism in Eukaryota, Metazoa, Chordata, Actinopteri, Perciformes, Bathydraconidae. The transcript is spliced from 3 exons. The record is from RefSeq and is a predicted model, not a curated record. Gene Ontology annotation, molecular function: neuropeptide hormone activity. Bases 57 to 356 code for a protein of 99 amino acids.
UGCAGAGGGAGUGAGGUGCUAUAGCACAGGAAGUUUAUCUGGGUCAACUACGCACGAUGGGAAGCUGCCGUGUUACCCUUUUCUGUUCAGUACUGUAUGCCACUGGACUCUUCUACAGCCAAACAGGGGGAUGCAAAACCAAACACUUCACUUAUUUCACCACGACAGAGGACAGCAAUGAAAGGCAACUGAUCAUUGAUUUACAUGGAGUUUUGGAAAGACUACAGAACAAUCAAUUUCCAGCUCUAAGAAAAAAGCAUGGCUAUCUGUCUGUGUGUGAUCCAGGAGACCAGUGUGCACUCAGAAAAGGCUCAAGGAUCGGGAAACUAUGUGACUGCUAUCUGCCUAGAACAUGAAACUCUUUUCUACACCGUUGUUUGUGAUUCUCUGUGGGUUACAACAUAAAACAAACAGGGUAAAAAAUCUAUAAACUUGUGAUCUAUUUCAUUGCAUAUUAUUAUUUGAUUCGAUCUUUUCUUCUGCAAUAAGCAUUUUUCAAAUUCA